AUGAACUUUUCCAAGACCGACGACCUAUCUAUCAGCUUAACGUCCAUUUUUAUGAAACUUGUGGGACUAUGGAUGGCGGCCAACCAGUCCGAGCAACGUGUCAGAAACUUCACGGUGGGUUACACGAUGAUCGCGAUCAUCUUCGGUACGUGGGUACAGAUUACCGAUAUGUGUUACUCUUGGGGCGACUUCAGU
Messenger RNA from Heterotrigona itama, 195 nucleotides. NCBI's taxonomy places the organism in Eukaryota, Metazoa, Arthropoda, Insecta, Hymenoptera, Apidae. The record is from the annotation of a GenBank genome assembly.